AAAACGUCCCCGCCGAUGAAUCCUCCAUGCGAAAUUGCUUCUGGGCACCGCGACACAUAUAACCAUCGUGAUUGUACUGUUCGAACACAGUACGGUUCACGCCCAAACAAUCCCUCCUCGCCAUGGCUACUCCACCCGCCCGCCGCCGCUACAACGCAGCGCUGAUAACCGCCUUUACGGUUCUGUCUCUCGCAGCAGCCUGGUCUAUGCGCAUUUCAGCCCUGCUAAACAAUGUCCCCGUCGGCUUUGAUAAAUUAAUUGAGACAGGCGCCUUGCCUAACGGGACGCGAUUCAAGAAACAUUACACUGGCAUCAAGCCUCUGGACGAAAUGUUGUCGUUCUUGGUCGCUGCUUUCCUAUACGGUCCAACUGGCUGGAAUGAAGUAUUUUAUUGGCAACAGUUGCACUUCCUGGUACAGAUUACGGCGAUUGUGGCCAUCAUGAACGUCGAGGCUUGUCGAGAGAGGAAUCGCGGGAGUUGGCUGAAGUAUACUGCCAUAUUCGCUUUCGCAUAUCAGAACGUUGGCGGAGCCGUCAUCAUCCCGAUUUGGUGGAUUUUGCUUCAUCGGGCCUCGGCUGAGAAAUCGUACUUUUCUAGCGGACGCAUAGUCCCGCUACCAUACGCGUCUCUCAUACUGCCAGCUACGGUCGCAAUCUACACCAUCCCCAGCAUCGCAAUGUAUGUCCCUGGAAUAGACUUGAUCAGCCUUCAGAAUCUCCUCGCAUUCUGGCAAUUAACCCCGCUUUUCGCCAACGUUCCAUUGUGGUUUGCAUCACCCUUUGUCUCCUCUGCCCCGGCAGCAGCCUCAAAGACGAGGAACGCAGAUCUUCCGCAUCUCAAACUCCUCUACAUUGCUACGUUCUUAAUUAGCAUCGGAAGCCAUUGGUUCGCCAUUCACGGCAUUAUAACAUCCACGAACCCUGAGGUUUCGCUCUCGGCUGUAUUCCUGCCUAGCACGUCUAAGUGGAAAACAACCCUGGACUGGGGCCUGGUGUGGAUCUUCCAAUGGGACUGGUUGAUUAUUGCGAUAGUGCAUGAUCUCGCUGCUUGGAUCGCUGUGUACGACGUACAGCGACUAAUUCAUGGUGCUGCCACCAGCGCGCAGUUACUCCAGGGCGCCGGUGCCAUCGCAGCAUUGACUUUGCUUGGAGGGCCUGGCGCAGCACUUGCUGCUGUCUGGGGAUGGAGAGAGGAGAAGUUAGCAGUGAUUGAAAAACGAUUGAGUUCUGGGAAGAAGGGGCUUUGAAUGUAACGGGCGAACACACUAAAAUGUCCAUUUGAUUGAGUUUGCAUUUCGCAACUAAGGGGAGGGCAUCGUGCUAGAUACCGGGACUCUAUGUCUCCUCAGUACCGGUUUAAGAAGUAGUCUGACAAAACCUGUACAUGCCCUCAACGUUCCAUAUUGCCCUUCUUUCCUCACAUGCAUACCAUCUUCCCUGCCCUUUCCCGGCCCUUAGCUAGACCCGCCUAGGGCUUCACUGCCGGUUGCCCAUAUUCCUCGCCACCCCCCC
Messenger RNA from Cucurbitaria berberidis CBS 394.84, 1512 nucleotides. RefSeq lists its product as uncharacterized. The record is from RefSeq and is a predicted model, not a curated record. Bases 123 to 1247 code for a protein of 374 amino acids. Lineage: Eukaryota; Fungi; Ascomycota; Dothideomycetes; Pleosporales; Cucurbitariaceae. The transcript is spliced from 2 exons.